CGAUACUUUCUUCAGUCGUUAACCCAUCUUUAAUUUUGUUAGCAAUUAAUACAUUUAAGCGAGCGGAAAAUACGCAGGAAGCGCCAAAAAACCUUGCAAAAAGUGCCCGCGCACCCCGGCAGAGUAGCGUCCAGUUGGCUGGCAUUAGCCAUCAACCAAAUCCGAUCGAUCAGUUCAUUCGAUUCGGGUAAUUUCGCCAUUUGGCAUAAUUUCAUCACUGCACACGUGUCUGGAGCUGCGUGACUGGAAACUAGAGUGCUCCGUGGAUUGCGGACGAGCCCGAGGUUGCGCUGCCAAAUGCCCAGCAGCCAGCGGCGGCCAGGAAGAGACUUUUCCGGCAAAGAAGGGGAGGCAGCGGCAGGAGGUGCUGCUGACCACUGCACUUCCCAUGGCUGAGUACUGGCAGCAGUUGUCCAACGGCGGAGGAGGGGCUGGAAUAGGAUCAGGAUCAGCAGGACCUGGCAGUGAGUCCCCUUCCAUGGCCGCCUGCAAUGGAGGUCACCAGGGUGGGUCCAACACUCCAAACAGCGGCAACAACAACUAUGUGAACUUCAAUCAGUUCAUCAUGCAACACAAUCUGGGCGGAGGAACGCCCUCCAGUGCCGCAGGCACCAUGCAACAUCCGCUGGGAAGCACUAGCACUGGCUCCAGCAGCAACACAAACUACUCCCUCAGCGGCGGCGGAGGAGCCUUUGGCCUCAAUCCUCCAGCGGCAUCAGCGAACUCCAACAACUUUUCAAAUUUUUACUCGCAGCCCGUAUUCCCAUCGUAUCAAAAUGGCGAUGGCAUCGCUAGCGCCGCAUUCACCAACAGUUACGGAUCGGGCAACCCGAACAGCAGCACUUUUUCGAGUCUUUACACACCGUUCGGCAACAAUCCGUUUGACUUCAGCGCUUCCAAGUUGCAGGCCUCGGCGCCCGAAUUUGUGCCCAGUCUGGCCAAGCUGAGUCUGGACGAGACUCCAGCAGCCACAACGAACGGGAACAGCACUGCCAGCCUAGAGACUGCCAUAAAUGAGACAAGACCCAGGGCUCUGCAAGCCGAAGGCGCUUCGGAAAGAGGAGCCAACAACCACCGCUCGAACCACAAUUACGAAAGGGACCGGGAUAGAGAUUCUCGUCCAGGAAGCACGCGUCAGCAGCGGCGCUCCGACUACCGAGAUGAUCGGGAGGAUCGACGGGAAAGAGAGGAUCGCUACGAACGAAACGAUCGCAGGAGGCCGCAGAAACAGCAACGCUACGACAAUCAUCGCAGCAACAAACGGAGGGAUGACUGGAAUCGCAACAGGGAUCGUAUCAACGGCUUUCCACGGGCCGCCGACGAUCUGGACACGAGCAACGAAAGUGCCCACCCAUCGCCCGAAAAGCAAUCGCAACAGCUGCAGCAGCAUCAGCAGAUUUCCCCGAGAAGAGCUCCACCGCCGCCGCCGGCGGAUAACGAGAAGCUAUCGCAGCGUGAGAAACUCAUCCGCGAUAUCGAACAGCGGCGACUGGAGUGCCUGGUGUGCGUGGAGGCGAUCAAGGCGCAUCAGCCGACCUGGUCGUGCCAGAACUGUUACCACUUGCUUCAUCUGAAGUGCACCAUUACCUGGGCGAGCAGCUCCAAGUCUGAGAACGGAUGGCGUUGCCCAGCCUGCCAGAAUGUGCUACAGGAUCUGCCGCGCGAGUAUCUCUGCUUUUGCGGGAAGCUAAAGAACCCGCCGGUGUCGCGGACGGAGUUGGCCCACAGCUGCGGCGAGGUCUGCUGCCGAAUCGAGGGCUGCAGUCACGCCUGCACCUUGCUCUGUCACCCCGGUCCGUGUCCGCCGUGCCAGGCCAAUGUGGUUCGAAGCUGUGGCUGCGGACGCAGUUCCAAGACCAUGCAGUGCGCCAUGAAGGAAGAGCUCUUGUGCGGCGAGAUCUGCGACAAGGCGCUAAACUGUGGCGAGCAUCGGUGCAAGGCGGAGUGCCAUUCGGGCAAGUGUGCUGCGUGUCCCGAUCAGGUGGAGCAGCACUGCCAUUGUGGCAAACAGGAGCGCCAGGUGCAGUGUACGCGCGAGAACCAGGACAAGCGCAGCUACUCGUGCAAGGAGAGCUGUGGAAAACCGCUACCCUGUGGAAACCACAAAUGCAAGGACUCCUGCCACGCGGGCAGUUGUAGACCCUGCAAGCUGAGUCCGGAACAGAUAACCAGCUGUCCCUGUGGCAAGAUGCCCGUACCGGCCGCUCAGCGUUCGAGCUGCCUGGAUCCCAUCCCCACUUGCGAGGGCAUCUGCUCCAGGACACUACGCUGUGGAAAGCCGGCCCAUCCGCACCAGUGCGGCAGCAAGUGCCACCUGGGCCAGUGUCCGCCGUGUCCCAAGCAAACGGCUGUUAAGUGUCGUUGCGGCCACAUGGACCAGAUGAUCAAGUGUCGGCAGCUGUCCAGUCGGGCGGACGAUGCCCGUUGCAAGCGACGAUGCACCAAGAAGCGCAGCUGUGGCAAGCACAAGUGCAAUGCCGAGUGCUGCAUCGACAUAGAUCACGCAUGUCCGCUGCCUUGCAACCGAACCUUGAGUUGCGGCAAACACAAGUGCGACCAGCCGUGCCACCGCGGAAAUUGUCCGCCAUGCUACCGCAGUAGUUUUGAGGAGCUCUACUGUGAGUGUGGCGCCGAAGUAAUCUAUCCGCCAGUGCCGUGCGGCACCAAGAAGCCAAUCUGCAAGCGCCCCUGCUCGCGCUCCCAUCCCUGCGAGCAUCCGCCCCAGCACAACUGCCAUUCGGCGACCACGUGUCCGCCCUGCAUGAUGUUCACCACGAAGUUCUGCCACGGCAACCAUGAGCAGCGCAAGACCAUUCCCUGCUCGCAGCCCAACUUCAGCUGUGGCCUAGCCUGUGGCAAACCAUUGCCAUGUGGCCGCCACAAGUGCAUCAAGCCGUGCCACGAGGGCGCCUGUCAGACGACCGGCGAGAUCUGCCGCCAGAGCUGCACCAAGCCGCGAUCGAACUGUGGUCACAAGUGUGCGGCCGCCUGUCACGAAGGAGCCUGCCCGGAGACUCCCUGCAAGGAGCAAGUGGAAGUUCAGUGCGAGUGCGGCCACCGGAAGCAGAGCCGCAGCUGCCAGGAGUUGGCUAGGGAGCACAGCCGCAUAGCCACUGCCCAGCUGGCCUCAUCCAUGGCAGAGAUGUCCCGCGGCAAUUACAUGGAGCUCAGCGAAAUCUUGGCCCCGGCCAAGGCCAACAAGUCCAACAGAACUCUGGAUUGCAACGACGAAUGCCGACUGCUGGAGAGGAAUCGUCGCCUGGCCGUGGCCCUGUCCUCAGGAAAUCCCGAUACUAAGCAAAAGUCCCUGACCAAGUACUCGGAGUUUGUUCGUGGGUUUGCAAAGAGAAAUCCGGCGCUUACCAAGAGCGUGUACGAAACGCUAAGUGAUCUAGUGAAACUGGCCAAGGAGAGCAAGCAGCGGUCAAGGAGCCACUCCUUCCCCACGAUGAACCGCGAGAAGAGGCAGCUAGUGCACGAGUUGUGCGAGAUAUUUGGCAUAGAGUCGGUUUCCUAUGACAAGGAGCCCAAUCGUAAUGUGGUGGCCACUGCACAUAAGGAAAGGUGCUGGCUACCCGCUACGAGCAUUAUGGAGGUGCUGGCACGAGAGUCCGGACAACGUCGUGUCCCGGUUCCCAGUAACAAUGCGUGGGGCUUGAAGAAAUAAAACUAAUCCAUCUGGAUAUUCGUAUACAGAGAUAUUCUUUAUGUUUAAUCGUUGGCGCUGGAUAAUUAUACUUUAAAACGGAUGCAAAGGAGCCUGAAGGAAAUAUUGAUUGAUCCUGAAUGAGGAAAAGCCGAAUGCGCUGCGAGGACAAUACACAAGGAUAAUUGCCGUUAUUGCGUAUAUUUUGUAAAUUAUAACGAAUGUUAGUUGAACCUUAGAAUGCUAAAUGUUGAAUACUGAAUGGAGUGAAGUGGAAUACACAGGCACAAAUAUGAAGAAUGCUGUUAAUUAAUCUGUUGUACGAUGAAUUAAUCCAACAUGAAUCCUUCUGACCACGUUGCAUCUAACUAAAUAAAAAAGAAUUAGAUCAGAGGGAUAAAUAAAUGAGAAAAUAGAGCAGAGGGCAAA
Molecule: messenger RNA, 4075 nt
Organism: Drosophila rhopaloa
Lineage: Eukaryota; Metazoa; Arthropoda; Insecta; Diptera; Drosophilidae
Gene: stc
Product: protein shuttle craft
Exons: 5
Coding region: 389-3667 (1092 amino acids)
Biological process (GO): negative regulation of transcription by RNA polymerase II
Cellular component (GO): nucleus
Molecular function (GO): RNA polymerase II transcription regulatory region sequence-specific DNA binding; zinc ion binding; DNA-binding transcription factor activity, RNA polymerase II-specific
Source: RefSeq, a predicted model, not a curated record